Molecule: messenger RNA, 2577 nt
Organism: Capsicum annuum
Lineage: Eukaryota; Viridiplantae; Streptophyta; Magnoliopsida; Solanales; Solanaceae
Exons: 5
Coding region: 95-1735 (546 amino acids)
Biological process (GO): protein polyubiquitination; protein autoubiquitination; proteasome-mediated ubiquitin-dependent protein catabolic process
Cellular component (GO): cytosol; ubiquitin ligase complex; nucleus
Molecular function (GO): ubiquitin conjugating enzyme binding; cyclin binding; ubiquitin protein ligase activity
Source: RefSeq, a predicted model, not a curated record
AACCUAUCCAAAACAAGCCCAAAAAAAAUCCUUUAACAAAAUUUCAAUUUUGUCCCCCCAAAGCCAAAUCAACAAUCAAAAGACGCAGAAAAAAAUGUCGUCUUCUUCAACUAAACUCGUCUUUCCCGCCUCUACUAUUGCAAACCCUAAAACCACCAAAUGGCAAUUCACAUGGGAAGCUCAAUCACACACUUCAAUUCUCCGAUUAAUACUUUUCAAUCCAAACUUGAAACCUCGAUGUGUCGGCAUAUCAGUCAACUUAUUUAUGGAGCAAUCUCUUCUCACUGUCGAAGUAGAAACCGGGACUUUACUUCGAGUCCGGGUUCCUAGGGUUUUAAUUGACCCAGAAGUGCCGGUUAAUUGUAGAACAUUUGAUGAUCAUAUUGAAGUUAAAGUUUCUCUUCUUCUUCCUGUUGAUCAUCCACUUGUUUUGGACUUGGAUUUACAUGAACCGGAGGGGGAAAAUUCAGGGUCAGAUAAUUUUUUUCCAUUUUCGGUGAAUAAUGAAAUAAAGAAGUUAUCUACUAAAGAGGAAGUUCAUUUUUACUGCGGAAAUUGCUCGACUAAGUUAACCAAGGGUAUCAGAUUAUUUAAUGAGAUGCCAUCAGUCGACUGGCAAGAUGUUGCAGACAAUUGGUUUGGGACAUGUUGUUGCUCGUUUGGUGGUAUAAGUGAAAAGCUGGUCAUGCAAUUUGCAAAAUCAUAUUCUUGUAUAGCUGGUGUUUGCCUUAUAACUGGUGCAUCUGUUAUUAUAUGCAAAGAGGACCUCAUCGGCUGUGAAUUUCCUGAGCCGAAAGGGUACCAAACUUAUGAUUCUCAGAUGAAUUCAGCCAAGGUGACUUCUUUAACCCCUCGUCCUGAGGAAGAAAAUGUUGGGGUGAAACCAAGAAAUGAAGUUUCUGAAAUGGUGAUAGAUGACGAUAGUUCAACAUGCAUACCUUCAAAUUGGAAGAAUGAAGACAAAAUGAAGUCAUUGGUUGGAAGUUCUUUCGAGGUCUGUCAGAUUAGAAGUCACGAUAACGGCUGUUGUACUAAUACUCUUAGUGAAAGAUUUCCAAAGGAGAAAGAAAAUGAAAUGAAUACUGAACUCUUAGAGAAGCAGAAAAUAUUUCUUAAAGGCUGCCUUGGGGAUGCUUUUAUGUUGAGACAUUCCAAUCUUUCCAAAGAUGUCAAGUGGAUUGAAUUUCUAUGUCCUAAAUGUUCAUCUCUUAUUGGAUCAUAUCCUUGCUCCAGUGAUAAUGCACCAUUGGAUGAUGGAGUUCGACUAUACAAAUUUAACAUAUCUACCUGUUUGCCUGUCCGUGGAUUGAAUGAUCUAUUUAGGGAGUAUACUUUGGAAAGGAUGUUCUCACGUCAAUUGCUUGAAGCUGCACAAGAUGAACUAACAUUUCGGACUGUUGUCAGAGAUAUACACACCAAAAGUCCACUUUCACAAAUUGUUCUCCUAAACCCAAACACAUGGUGCUACAAUGGGUAUUGCUCGCAUAACAUAGAACCAGUUGCCAAGAUUAAUAUGUACCCCAUUGUCAAGCUAUUAUUCUCUGCAAACAUCAACGACAUGGAACUUGAACCAAGGGACGUAGAAGAAUGGGUGACUAAAAACCAAGCUGAUGAAGUUUUCAUGUUGCCAUCUCAAGUGAAGGAACUAAUUACAAAUUUGGAGAUGGCAAAUACUAUGUUGCCACCUUCACAUAUGCUUAUGCAAGGUUUCUAUAUGUCAUCCUUGAAGAGAUAAAGGGUUAGCCAUUUCAAUCUCACUCGAAAGAUCCUUGGACCCUUGUGUUCACUUACUCGUAAUUAUAGAGGAUCAACAUUCAUCAUAUGCACGGUACAUGUUCUAACAUGUUUACAAGCAUUGUUCCAAAAUGGUGCCUUACGAGUAGGCUGUAAUUUUCUUUAGACAAAUUGAGGUGUGAAUGUAUAUUAAUCUACAUCUACGUCUACAAUAUUUUAAAAGUGUGAAGAACUAUUUUGCCUUUCAUUAAAAAUUUUCGCAAUAGACUAAAGUCUUUUGACUCAUUUCCUUCAAUUAUUAUAUUAUUAUGUUUAAAAUAAAGAAGCUCUAACAUAUAUGGUAAGAGAAAAAUAUAUGGUAAGAGAUAGUAGAAAAAUUAACGAAUCCUAAAACAUAUAUUUUUAAAAUUAAAAUACUCUCAAAAUAUAUGAUAAAAGGAUAAUGUAUGGUUAAUAAAAUUAAUAAUUAAUAUUGACUAUAAUUCAAGCGUUGUUUCUAUGAGUUAUAAUUAAAAAUGAUUAAAAUACUCUACAAUUCGUACGCACUUUUCGGCCCAAUUCAUGUAGGAAAAUUUCAUCCACUUUUUUCUUUUUUUUAGUUAUUUUUGUUAACAAAAAUUUCACGUUUAAUACGAUUAGGAGCCUUCAUUAAUGGGUUACCUUAUUUAUUCACUCAAUUUUGUCUCCUUUUUAUUUAGGUUUAGGUCAUUAUUUCAAAAAUGUCUAGAGGAAAAAAAAUAGUUUAGAUUGAAAUGGUGUGUAUUGCAGCAGUUCGGUAUUUUUAUAACUAAAAAAAGAAAAAGCACAUUUAAAAGGUUCAUCAAGAGCUUAAAGAUGACAAUG